Messenger RNA from Orbicella faveolata, 612 nucleotides. Its product is annotated as cell adhesion molecule DSCAM-like. Gene Ontology annotation, molecular function: cell adhesion molecule binding. Gene Ontology annotation, cellular component: cell-cell junction; plasma membrane. Gene Ontology annotation, biological process: cell-cell adhesion. The record is from RefSeq and is a predicted model, not a curated record. Lineage: Eukaryota; Metazoa; Cnidaria; Anthozoa; Scleractinia; Merulinidae.
AUGUGGCAAAAAGAUUGCAAGGAUGCUGGUAAUAUAGACUUUGACAAAACCGGAUUCAAGCCCCAGCACAAAGUAGACAGUUUGGCAAGCAAUCAAACUGUGGCGGAAGGAAGUGAUGCAGAAUUUUAUUGUCGUACUGAGGCGUUCCCCCUUGCUACCAAGUACAGAUGGUUCAAGGAUGGAAGUCGGAUUUACAAUUCUGAACAUUAUGUCAUCAAGGAAGUUAGUCAUGAAGAGAGUGGGCUUACAGUCAAACAAGCAAACAAGGGAAGUGUUGGCCAAUACUCUUGUGACGGAGAAAACGAUGUUGCAAUUGGAGGGAGAAAGUCUACUUUUCUUAGAGUGAAGUACGCUCCUCAGCGAAUCGUUGUGACUUCAGAUCCUGCUGUGGUGUCUCUUACUCAGAACAUAACAUUGCUUUGUCAGGCCGAUGGUUUGCCAGAACCUUCGUUUUCGUGGAAAUUUAAUGGAAAUCUUGUGAAUGGAGCUGUGCAAAACGCUUUUACAGUGACAAAUGUAGUGUUAGACGAUACUGGCAACUACACAUGCGUAGCAGCAAACGAUCUUGGUGUCAAAGAGUCUACAAGAGUAGUUAAUGUGGAAUGUGAAUGA